CGCUUGUCUCGCUCGAGCGCUGAGUGACAGGCACGUUACGUGAGCGGCUUGGGAGGUCGCAUUGAGGGCAGUACGGCCGUGUUUUUACGCUCCCGUAGGUGCUGUUUCGUGGAAUGACUCAUUCCGCUAAGGAGAAAAGGGAUUGAGGUUGGCUGCAGCUGAAGACGCUGAAGUUUAUCGGUUUUACUCGGGCGGGUGUGUGAAGAGUGCUGAGGAGUCUGGUGAAGAGACCCUGCCAUGCGUGAAUACAAGCUUGUGGUGCUCGGUUCUGGUGGUGUGGGCAAAUCAGCCCUGACAGUCCAGUUUGUCCAGGGAAUUUUCGUGGAGAAAUAUGACCCCACAAUAGAAGACUCCUACAGAAAGCAAGUAGAGGUGGACGGCCAGCAAUGUAUGUUAGAGAUCCUGGACACAGCAGGAACAGAGCAAUUCACGGCCAUGAGAGACCUGUACAUGAAAAACGGUCAGGGUUUUGCUCUUGUGUACUCAAUCACCGCACAGUCUACGUUUAAUGACCUGCAGGAUUUACGAGAGCAGAUCCUACGAGUAAAGGACACGGAAGAUGUACCGAUGAUUCUGGUUGGUAAUAAGUGUGAUCUGGAGGACGAGAGGGUGGUGGGGAAAGAACAGGGUCAGAAUUUGGCCCGACAAUGGAACAACUGUGCCUUCCUAGAGUCCUCUGCCAAAUCAAAGAUCAAUGUCCUCGAUAUCUUCUAUGACUUGGUCAGACAGAUUAACAGGAAAACACCAGUGGAAAAGAAGAAAGCUAAAAAGAAAUCCAACUGUGUCCUCCUGUAGAGCCCUGUCCCGGCAGCAGCUCUGAGCCAGAAUGCUGUAAUGAAGAACUGUUAGCUUGUUUGGAUCAUGCCAGCAUUCCCAUCCUCAGUGAGUGAAUCAAUGGAACAGCUGACUAACUCAGCAGAAAAAUCUGAGGAAAAACUUCAGUAGAACUGAGGACAACUCUACAUUUCCCCAAACCUCUAUAUGGCUGACUAAGAAAUUAAACCUCAUUAUUAACAUAAUAGUGAAAAUAAGCCUCCAUAAACUCACAAAGGAACAUUUUCAGUAGCUUCACCAAAUGAAUCUAAGGACAUGAUAAAUACCUUGGGAUUCAACAUCUAUUUUUCACUUCCUUUCAACUCCAAACCUAACGCAUAUGCCGAAAACCCCAUAGCAAUAUUUGAAAUCCUUCAGCUUCCUCUAAAAACCCAUGGAUACAUCUGUUCAAAAAACUUCAUGAAUAAGACAUGCUCCAUCCAGGAGUAAAUCACUGAAAUUGCACCACAAAUAUCUGUUUUUAAAGGAUUAAAAACCUUUUCCCAUAAACUUUUGAACUCAGUGCUUUUCAAUGGCCUCAUUACCUAUUGAGAAGGCAGGACGAGAAAUCGGAGUCGACAGUAUUCCUUUUCGCAAUACCACACGUUCAAGGACAUUGAGGACGACGACAUAGAAUAUUCAGAUAUUGGCAAACAGCAUUACUAUCUAUACGUGUAGAUGUUGUAAAUGAAUACAAGUGCAGUUGUUGCCUCUCAUAAGUUGUACUUCCAUUCUUGAUACAAUGUGUAGAUGUCUAAUAGACAAAAGUUGUUUUGCUGACAACUAUGGACGCGUUCAUCAAAAAAUACUGCGCCCUUCCCCAAUGUGACAUUAUUUUGUAUGCAGUCACUUGGUUUUCCUAGCCCAUAUAUCAUAUUCUAAUGCCAUUCUUUUUCAUAAAGUCUGUUUUGUUAGAAAACAGGAAACAGGCCUUUUAUAGUGUAAAAAAAGGGGGGAGGGAGGACCGAUUUCUAUGUCUCUUGAUGCUGAAAUAUAUUGUACUAAACCAGUUAUUUCCUUUUGAGUUUUUUCUGUCAAAAGAUGUUCUGGCUUUUAAGAUUAUUAAAUUUUAGUACCUUUUCAUUA
This is a messenger RNA of Myxocyprinus asiaticus (Chinese sucker), 1899 nucleotides long. RefSeq names its product ras-related protein Rap-1A-like. The coding region runs from base 238 to 795 and encodes 185 amino acids. Gene Ontology annotation, biological process: cellular response to cAMP; Rap protein signal transduction; negative regulation of synaptic vesicle exocytosis. The transcript is spliced from 8 exons. Lineage: Eukaryota; Metazoa; Chordata; Actinopteri; Cypriniformes; Catostomidae. Gene Ontology annotation, molecular function: GTPase activity; GTP binding; GDP binding. Gene Ontology annotation, cellular component: plasma membrane. The record is from RefSeq and is a predicted model, not a curated record.